AUGUAUGAAGAAGCACACCCUGUUCGGGUCGAUUGCUCCGGACCCCGCAGUGGCCAUGCCAGCAGGCCGCCGCCCGGCCACCAGGGCGAUUCACGCGGGCGUGUCCGCCGGGGAAACGACGCUCCUGACAAGUUGCAAGAAGGGUUGGAAACGCCUUCAGACGAUUACGAAGAAGCCGAGGCAGUGAGGCGUUACGCAACGUACGCCCAUACAGAUCGAACUUAUCCGGGUGGAGCAAGCGGCCACCGUGGUGUCUGUGGCUUCCUCCGCUCCCACCGCAGCUGUCUGGCCGCCGGCAUCGCCGUGCUGCUGAGCCUAGUCUCUGUGGGACUCGCUCCGCUGACGUUUCUCAAUAAAGAGGAAAUGUCUCAACUGGCCACCACUGUUGACGGCUUGCAGCGUGACGUGGACAACAUUUUCCAACAGUCUACCGCCGUAGAUGCCGAAAUUUCCAAUCUUUCCACCACUGUUGACGCCUUGAAGCGCGAUCUGGCGAGUAACAAGCGAGACCGAGCUGAUGUUUUGCAGCGUCUUGGCGAGAUGAGUAAUGCUCUGUCCGUCCUGGGCCUCCCGGAGAAAGGGGACCCAAGGGGCCACCUGGACGUCCUGGGCCUCCCGGAAAAAUGGGGCCCAAGGGGCCAGCUGGCCCUGUGUCUCCUUCCGGAGAGAAAGUGGCCAUGGGGCCAGUCGGGCCUGUGUCUGCAGGGCCUCCUGGCCCACCUGGGCCUCCCGGAGAGAAAGGGGCCAUGGGGCCAGUCGGGCCUGUGUCUGUCGGACCUCCUGGUCCACCUGGCCCUCCAGGACAGAAGGGGGCCAUGGGGCCAGUUGGGCCUCGGUCUGUCGUGCCUCCUGGGCCUCCCGGAGAACAGGGACCCAUGGGGCCAGCUGGACCUUUGUCUGCUGGGCCUUAUGGCUCUACUGCAGAGAAGGGCCCUGUGGGGCAAGCUGGUCUCAUCGGUCCUACAGUCAACACGGACAGGUGCUAAACACGUUUACUUCAAAAUGGCGACCGACGGAGGCGACACGAAAACCGACUCGAACAUUCCGACUUGCGGCGUGUGUCUGGAAGAGUUACGGCGCCACAGGCUGCUCCCGUGUGGACAUGAGUGUUGUAUGAAGUGCUUGGAAUACUGGGAGCAGGACGGGAGAAGUCCCCUGCUCUGUCCUACCUGUCGGCAGGUGGUGUACCUACCGCCCGAAGGGAUAGCCGGUCUCAUGAAGCCCCUCUGGGUCGGAAACUGCCAUCGCUUGACGUCACGUACUACAGAUGAUAAGAACGCUUCCGGGCCCGGGAAGGGAACCACUUGCCGCCAACACGUGAAAUGUGGGCUAACGUGGUUCUGCAGUGCCUGUGAGAGAACCGUCUGCAGAGAGUGCGUGACGACGGAACACGCCAAACAUCCUGUCAGCCACAUAGCCAAGCUGGUGGAGAGGAAGAAGCAAGAGGCGCUAGGACUCGUCGAAAGGGGGAGCGAGAAAGCCGCCGCUCUGCAAGCUCGCCUCCGCUACCUGGCCGCUUGCCGGUACGAACUUGAACGACAGCAGGCGGAAGCCGAGAGGGCGAUAGAGGAGGCCGCGCAGACGUUACGCGAGGAGAUAGAGAGACAAAAACACUCUUCCUUACACUGGCUGAAUUCCUUGUGCGGGGAGGAAUUUGAGAAGCUGGCAGGUGCUCAGAAACGCACCGAACAGGAUUUUGCUCAACUCGCGAGCGCGCUAAACCUCGUCAUUAGUUUUGGCAAGACCGCUAACAGCUCCAGCCAAAACCCCAUGUCGCUGUUGUCAGCCGUGAAGGCACUUUCCCAAGCCGUGCAGGGUGUGGAUGUCAGACUUUCCCACACUAUAAUCAACGUGAAAUUCGUGCCCUCCAAGACAGGCGCAAACAUCGGGAACGUGGCUUUUACCACUGGGGAGAGAUUCCGACUGAAACAACACCACAACAACUUACUGCCAGGCUCUCAUGACAACAACAAUGCAAUUCUUCCUGUAGAAUCAUCAACGGGCUCAGAGCCCAUGCUUAUGGACCAGUAUGAUCAUGAUUACGACACCCCCGCUACACCCAACACGCCACUCGUACCUCCCACACCGCCGGCACACCGGAAAGUUCAAGUUGGCGACGGUUAUGGGAGCGAGACGGGACAGUUCAAGAACCCGUUCGCCCUGGCAGUCUCCAGUCACUACCUCUACGUUGCAGACAGGGCGAACGGCGGAAGGGUUCAAAUAUUUGACUUCUGUGGAAACCUGGUGCGCUCUUUUCUUCUCAUGUUAGGGAAGGGGUUGGAAGCCUUAACUGGCGGGAUUGUCUUGAUGCCGAAUGGCACGAUAAAGUACCUCGGUGGCGGACAUGAGACCAUGAUAUGCGACCGCGCAGGGCGAGCGGUAGGCCGGGCCUGCUACCCUGUUAUGACCGCAUACAACCCUAACGGCAAGUGCAUCAGCCGAACAAAACUCCAGAUUCGGCAAGGGCAUCUCGUGGAUGCGGUCGCCCUUCCUAACGGUAAUAUCGCAGUGGUGGCUAUCACGGGUUUGUGGGAGCGGGCGGACUGCAUUCUACUCUCUGAGAGGGGACAGAAACUGUGCGAAGUCCACAGUAGCCAGACUUCAGUGGGAAACUGCGUGUCCCUGUCCGUCAACCCGAACUCGGGUGACAUUCUCGUCUGCGAUCCAAGACAAGGGGAGCGAGAUCGAGUGACACUCUUCAAUUCACAAGGCCGACCAAAGUCAACACCGCUGCAGCAGCUGGGCCAUACAGGUACAACAACCAACGGUAUAUCAGUGGAUACCUAUGGAUACAUUAUCUCAUCGACAAAAAACGCGAGGUUGCAACUUUACGAUCCGAAUGGUGCUUAUAUUAAGGACGUUGCCUCCGGCAAGGAUGGCCUAAAGCGACCGUCCAAAGUGGCCGCGACCAGAGACAGGAGAGUGGCCGUUAUAGACGAAGGAGCCGUCUGUGUGUUUAUGUUUAGCUACUACUAGUACUAGCCCGUUUGGGGAUAAACAAUCUUGAAGUAGCUCGUCCAGACAGUUGCGAUACAGUUUCCAUGUUUACUUUUACCUUACAUUUUACAUACAACAUCGAGUUUUGAGUUCGACAAGCUUGUC
Branchiostoma belcheri (Belcher's lancelet) is the source of this 3102-nucleotide messenger RNA. RefSeq lists its product as uncharacterized. The transcript has 5 exons. The record is from RefSeq and is a predicted model, not a curated record. NCBI's taxonomy places the organism in Eukaryota, Metazoa, Chordata, Leptocardii, Amphioxiformes, Branchiostomatidae. Bases 1 to 2976 code for a protein of 991 amino acids. Gene Ontology annotation, molecular function: zinc ion binding.